AUGGCGGAGCUACAACAGGAAGAAAAGACCGAAGACAUCAAUCGAGUCGGCUCGAAUACACCUGGAGAGAUGGAUAAUGUCAAUGACCUUCGGCGAGACUUCAAGCCCCGUCAUGUCUUCAUGUUCUCCAUAGCUUGCGCCAUCGGAACAGGUCUAGUCAUCGGCACUGGCAGUGCAUUAUCGAGAGGAGGGCCUGGCAGCCUCUUGAUCGCCUAUAUUUUGAUUGGAUGUACCGUCUUCUUCGUCAUGACAGCCAUUGGUGAGAUGGCAACGUUUCUGCCAAUGAACAAAGGUUUUGGAGGAUAUGCAACUCGUAUGGUUGACCCUGCAUUUGGCUUCGCGACUGGUUGGAACUACGUUCUCAAGUAUAUCGUGGCUACACCGACGAACCUCACAGCUGCUGGUCUUGUCCUGCAGUUCUGGAGACCAGAUCUCAAUGUAGCCAUCUGGAUUACGGUUUUCGGAAUUGCCAUUGUGACGAUAAAUGUACUGCACGUUAAUAGCUUUGGUGAAACAGAAUUCUGGCUGGGCUGCGCCAAGAUUCUUAUCAUGUGUGUUCUGAUCCUUAGUACCUUCGUCGUCGCGAUGGGAGGUGGACCAAAUCACGAUCGAUCCGGUUUCCGAUACUGGCGAGACCCUGGAGCGUUUGCAGAAUAUCUACUUGAAGGUUCUCUGGGAAGAUUCCUUGGAUUCUGGGCUUGUUGCUGUCAGGCCUGUUUCGGAUUUACUGGCACUGAGGUCGUUGGAAUGACUUUUGGUGAAACCCCGAAUCCACGCAAGAACGUACCGCGAGCUGUCAAGCAAACAUUUUGGAGAAUUGCUUGCUUCUAUAUCAUCGGUGUCUUGGUGCUCGGAAUGGCGGUUCCUUAUGACAAUGAACAACUUAUCGGAGCCACAAAACAGGCUACCAGCGGCGUGCUGCAAGCUCAGGUACCCAUCCUUGAUACUCAUGGUGUAAAUCCAUCGCUAAUGGUAGCAGAUAUCUAUUGCGCUUCAAGAUCCCUCUAUGGUCUUGCUAAAGACGGCCAGGCACCCCGCUUGUUUGCCAAGGUUCGUGACAAUGGCAAUCCUAUCUAUGCAGUUGGCUUUGCUUCCGUGUUUAUUGCCAUGGGGUAUCUAAACGCCAGCAAGUCGUCAUCCGCUGUGUUUGGCUAUUUCGUUAGUCUUGUGACAGUCUUUGCUGUACUCAAUUGGGUCGCUGUUCUUAUUACCCACAUCCGAUUCCGCCAUGCCUUGAAGGCUCAAGGAAUUGCAGUCACAGAAUUGCCAUAUGUUGGAUUUCUCCAGCCGUUCGGUUCAUACUUCUCCCUGACUGUGUCAUUGUCGGUCAUCAUUUUCAAUGGUUAUGAUGCUUUCAUUCCACACUUUAAGCCAGAGACGUUUGUACUGAAGUACCUUGGCACACUCAUCUUUGUUAUCAACGUUUGCUGGUGGAAGAUCAGAAACAAGACAACCUUUUGGCGGUUAACAGAUAUCGAUCUUGUCACUGGUAGACGAGAGUGA
This is a messenger RNA of Fusarium graminearum PH-1, 1503 nucleotides long. RefSeq lists its product as uncharacterized. Gene Ontology annotation, cellular component: membrane. The transcript has 6 exons. Lineage: Eukaryota; Fungi; Ascomycota; Sordariomycetes; Hypocreales; Nectriaceae. The record is from RefSeq and is a predicted model, not a curated record. Bases 1 to 1503 code for a protein of 500 amino acids. Gene Ontology annotation, molecular function: amino acid transmembrane transporter activity. Gene Ontology annotation, biological process: amino acid transmembrane transport.